Adineta ricciae is the source of this 747-nucleotide messenger RNA. The record is from the annotation of a GenBank genome assembly. NCBI's taxonomy places the organism in Eukaryota, Metazoa, Rotifera, Eurotatoria, Adinetida, Adinetidae.
AUGAACGAAUCUUUUGGAUACCCAUAUCCAACUUACAUUCCAAGUAAAACUACAAACGGUUGUGUUGCUGGUGUAGUCAGUAUAUCUUUGAUCGCCUGGUUUAUUCAAUCAUGUCAAACACGUUUUCAACCAACUCGUAUAUCUGUUCUCUUACUUGUUUCACAUAUGACCAUUUUCAUUGAACUUAUUGUUCGUGCAACGGUGCCUGCAGAAAAACAGAACUCGCGAACGGUUUUCGCUAUUACCAAUAUGCUUUUUGCCAUUGGUCAACGUAUGAUUAUCGUUGGAAAUUUUGCAUUUGUUAUGGAAAUUCAUCAUAAAAAGUCACGUUUCAUUCUUCUCAGUGCUAUGCUGUGCGUUAUCACAUCGGGUGUGCUCAUGGUACCAGCAAAUAUGUUAGCCUUCAAACCAGAAAACAUCAGUACAAGUUACCUUUUCCGUGAAUUGUCGGCUUCGGUUUUACUCAUUGGCACAGUCGUUUUCUAUCCUGUUUGGUACUGGAGCCGAACAAUCCAUGACAUGAACAGCAAAGCACUUGUUCUUAUGUGUGUUUCAAAAUUCUACACGACAAUUAACCAUCAUGAAGGAUGGUUCUUCGGCUUUCAAAUGGUGCCUAUUAUAUUUGCACAUUUUACCUGGUCAGCUUGUCAUCCAAAACGAAGUUUAACUACAAAUUCUGGAUAUGAAAAAGAAACACAACGUGAAGGACUCGCGAUAGGUGAACAUUUUCCAGAGAAUACGAUCUAG